UUCAAAAUAAGGUUUUCAAAAAUUUGGUGCAUUUUUUAUUUAUUUUUUUAUUUAUGAUUUUUAUAUAUUCUGAAAUUGAACCUGGUGGCAUUUCUAUUACUACAAAUUAUGUACUUUGUGAACUUUCUGCAUUUGUCUUCUUUAUGGUUUUUCCAUUUUUGGCUUGUUUUGAUACUCAUUGUGAUGGAAGGUUCAAAUGCCUUAUUCACCCAAUAUCUCUUUGAUUUUACUGAUUCCCCUGCUUUUCUGGAUUUUUUUUCUCUAUUUUUCUAUUUUUGAAUUAGUAGCUUAUUUCAUCAUUAAUGUUGCAGGUAGAACACUGUUGUUUUGAGUCUCUGGAAAUACAACUGCUAAAAAGAUUUUGUAUGCACUUUAGAAGUGAGUAUUGUUGAAGGUUACAGACUUUAGGAGCUUGCUAAGGUCCGAGGAGGCACCCGUAGAGAUGAAAGUUAACGAAGUGAUUGAUAAUCAUUCCACUUAUUUAGAGAAAGAACAGAAAGAAGGGAAUGAAGAAGUAUCAGACACUGACACUACAAAGGACUCAGUAUCAUCUCAAGGCGAUUCUUUCACAAAUGAAGAUGAUAAAGUAGAGAAAGUUUCAAAAGAUCUUAAAAGUAAGGUUAAAGUGAAUGCUUUAGAAAGCAAUCGUGGAUCAAGGGAGAGAUCUGAUAGGAAAACAAAUAAACUGCAAUCAAAGGUAUCAGGUAGCAAUCAAAAGAAACCUAUGAACUCAAACAAAGGGCCUACAAAAGUUACAAACAAAAGUACUUCAACCAAUUCUAAGACAGCGAAAGUUACUGUAAAAGUUUCGCCGGAAUCUUCUGAAGGAGUUGAUGAAAAACCUGUUCUAGAGGUCAAGGAAAUUGAUAUCUUGGAUGGAUCCUUCAAAGGCGCUCAGAGCGUAGGAAGUGAAGAUGAAAGCCGUGAAAUUGUUAACCCUGAUGAAAACAGUGAACACGAGGACAGGAUGGCUUUGGAAUUGAAAAUUAAAGAAAUGGAAUCACGAAUUGAAAAUCUUGAAGAGGAACUGAGAGAAGUUGCUGCUCUUGAGGUGUCACUCUAUUCGGUUGUACCUGAGCAUGGAAGCUCAGCACAUAAGGUGCACACACCUGCUCGACGCCUUUCUAGGCUCUAUAUACAUGCUUGUAAGCAUUGGACCCAAAAAAGGAAAGCAACAAUUGCAAAGAAUACGGUUUCUGGCCUUAUUUUGGUUGCUAAAUCUUGUGGCAAUGAUGUUUCAAGGUUAACUUUCUGGUUGUCAAAUACCAUUGUGCUGAGGGAGAUAAUUUCACAAGCACUUGGGAAUUCAAGUCAAGUUAGUCCAAUUAUGAGGUUAGCUGAGUCAAAUGGGAAGUCUGCAGCAUUGAAAUGGAAAGGUAUCUCAAAUGGUAAAUCAGGAAACGAUUUUAUGCAGACCGGUGAAGAUUGGCAAGAGACAGGAACCUUUACAUUUGCCUUAGAAAGAGUAGAAUCAUGGAUCUUUUCUCGACUAGUAGAGUCGGUUUGGUGGCAGGCUUUGACUCCUUAUAUGCAAUCUUCUGUUGGGGACUGCGGUUCAAAUAAAUCCAUUGGGAGGCUGCUAGGACCUGCUCUGGGUGAUCACAACCAAGGAAACUUUUCCAUCAAUGUUUGGAGAAGCGCAUUCCAAGACGCUUUCCAAAGAGUCUGUCCUGUUCGGGCAGGAGGGCAUGAGUGUGGUUGUUUGCCUGUGAUGGCACGAAUGAUCAUGGAACAGUGCAUAGAUAGACUAGAUGUUGCAAUGUUCAAUGCCAUUCUUCGGGAAUCAGCCCUUGAGAUCCCAACGGAUCCUAUAUCGGAUCCGAUUGUGGAUUCAAAAGUUUUGCCAAUUCCAGCUGGAAACUUAAGCUUUGGAUCUGGUGCCCAGCUAAAAAAUUCUGUACGUAUUUUCCAGCUAAAAAAUUCUGUUGGCAAUUGGUCUAGAUUGCUCACUGAUAUGUUUGGCAUUGAUGCUGAAGAUUAUCUGGAAGAAUAUCAGGAGAAUGGUGAGAAUGAAGAAAGGCAUGGUGGAGAUGGCGAACCGAAAUCAUUUGUUCUCCUUAAUGACUUGAGUGACCUUCUAAUGCUCCCAAAAGACAUGCUUAUAGAUAGACAAGUCAGACAGGAGGUAUGUCCAUCCAUCAGUCUUUCAUUGAUUAUACGUGUUCUCUGUAACUUCACUCCAGAUGAGUUCUGUCCAGAUGCGGUUCCAGGAGCUGUCUUGGAGGCCUUAAACGGGGAGACUAUUGUGGAGCGAAAAUUGUCAGCAGAAUCAGUAAGAAGCUUCCCUUAUGCUGCGGCUCAAGUUGUGUAUACACCUCCCUCAUCAGCCAAUGUGGCAGAAAAAGUUGCAGAGGCAGGAGGAAAGUGUCACCUGACGAGGAAUGUAUCAGCUGUUCAAAGGAAAGGAUAUACGAGUGAUGAGGAGCUUGAGGAACUUGAUUCUCCUAUUACAUCUAUCAUUGAUAAGCUUCCUUCAUCUCCUAUAGUCACUACCAAUGGAGAAGGUAAUCGCAAGGAGCAAAGGAGUCACACUACCACAAAUGCUAGAUAUCAACUACUUCGUGAAGUUUGGUCCAUGUGAAGCUUGUGAAAUCCAUAUGUAUACUCUUUACCAAAGUAUAAAUGAACAUUUAAGAGAUUUAGAAGCAAGGAAUUGUGAAUUCAGAUAAAAAGAAAUAUAAUAAAGAUAUUCAAUACAUUUUGAGAAUCUUUGUUGAUAGGGCAAUUUAAGCCUCAGUUUCCUAUAUUUUUUUCUUGUAUAUAUGAAGUUAAGUUAUUAAGAGUAGCAUUGAAGAAUUUGUUCUGUUAA
This is a messenger RNA of Cicer arietinum (chickpea), 2809 nucleotides long. The record is from RefSeq and is a predicted model, not a curated record. NCBI's taxonomy places the organism in Eukaryota, Viridiplantae, Streptophyta, Magnoliopsida, Fabales, Fabaceae.